This is a messenger RNA of Vidua chalybeata, 3485 nucleotides long. RefSeq lists its product as uncharacterized. NCBI's taxonomy places the organism in Eukaryota, Metazoa, Chordata, Aves, Passeriformes, Viduidae. The transcript has 2 exons. The coding region runs from base 1613 to 2518 and encodes 301 amino acids. The record is from RefSeq and is a predicted model, not a curated record.
CAAUCCCUGCAAGCACCAUGGCGGAGCCCAGCCGAGGCAUCCUCCCUCAGGGACAAAGAGGGCACCAUGGCAGAGCCCGCCUGAGGGAUCCAUCCCCUCAGGGACACCAUGGCGGAGCCCGCCUGAGGGAUCCAUCCCCUCAGAGGUGCCAUGGCAGAGCCCACCUGAGGGAUCCAUCCCCUCAGAGGUGCCAUGGCAGAGCCUGCCUGAGGGAUCCAUCCCCUCAGAGGUGCCAUGGCAGAGCCCACCUGAGGGAUCCAUCCCCUCAGAGGUGCCAUGGCGGAGCCCGCCUGAGCGAUCCAUCCCCUCAGGGACACCAUGGCAGAGCCCACCUGAGGGAUCCAUCCCCUCAGGGACACCAUGGCAGAGCCCACCUGAGGGAUCCAUCCCCUCAGGGACACCAUGGCAGAGCCCACCUGAGGCAGCUUCCCCUCAGGGACACCAUGGCGGAGCCCGCCUGAGGGAUCCAUCUCCUCAGGGGCACAGAUGGCACCAUGGCAGAGCCUGCCUCAGGCAGCCUCCCCUCAAGACUGCCAUAGCAGAACCCGCCUGAGGGAUCCGUCCCCUCAGAGCUGCCACAGCAGAGCCCCUCUGGCUGAGGGAUCCAUCCCCUCAGAGCCGCCACAGCGGAGCCCCUCUGGCUGGGAUAUGCAAAGCACUACACUCCUCCUCACUUCUGCGCUUAAAACACUGGUGAGUACAAGGUAAGAGCUGGUAUUUGGCUCUGUUCAUACUCACUUAAGGAGUUUCUGUGCUGUUCUGCAAGGGCCACAGUGUGUCAGAGGAACCCAAUUCCACCCCAAAUUGUUCAGCUUAAGGUCCACGCACCCACAAAACACCAAUAUAAUUUUAAACAGCAUUCUAUCCCUCACUUCUAUGCUUCCAUACAAAAGAUUUUUCAAGGGCUAUGUCAUUUUUGCACAAGUAGGAAACCGAGGCCAUGUGAAGCAAAGGUGUUUGCUCCAUGUUAGCCACGGAGUUGUGGGCAAAGAGCACAAAAACUCAUUCCCGGAUGAUUGGACAAGCCAGACACGCUGGAAAUUAGCUGUUGGUGUGCUUUGGCUGGCUUUUCUCUAUUUUCCUGUCAUAAAUCACAGAUGCCAGGUCAGAUUUGCUGCUUGCUUUUGCUUUCUUCUGUACCCUUGAGCCCAGCUGAUUGUGGGGAGAUACGAGGCUUGGGACAGACCAGCAGAGAAGGAGACUGGGGGAAAAGCCAGCAGAAAAUCCUCAAGAUCAGAUUUUCAGCUUUCUGCAGAGCCCUGUGUCACCAGCGUGCCCAAAGUGGGGUGGGCUGGGAAAUAAUGGAUGGUGACAUCCCAAACUGUCCUGGUUUCUUGCCUUUGUCUCCCUCCUCCUUCACCCUGCCCUGGUCGGUCAGUCUCAGCUGAUCAUCAGCAAAGAGCCUCCAUGUCCUCCUUUUAUUGCUGCUGUGACUCACAGAGAGCAAGGAUCAGGCACAUCUUUUCCAUGAAAACCCUGCUGAAAUCCCCGCCUGAGCGCUUCAGGACUUGGCUGAGGAUGGCAGGGGCGAGGUCACACGUGAGGAGCAGCAGUUUUUUGGCCGUGUGCUGGUGCUCCACGUCAUCCUGGCUGCCCCUGGCUCCCAGGUUCGAUGUGCCUCAGAGAUUCCACUGCGCUGGAGAAUUUCCACGGUGCAUUUUCCAUGACUCAAUGUUGGUGCCAGCUGAUUCAUCUGUGUGACACUACCCUGCUUUUUCUCACCGUGGCGCGGAGACAUCCUCUUUUAUUCCCCUCUGUGUGGAACAACCCAACAACAGCACCCCUUGCAAACCAGACAAAAAGGGGAACAGAGGCCCAGAAAUCCAGUUUUACCCAGCGCUGCCCCUCGCGCUGCUCUUUGCACGCCGUUUUCCCAGGAUUUUGCUGGAACUCUGCUCCUUGCAGACACCCACUCGCUAUUAGGCCUUACCUCCAGUGCCUGUUUUCCAAGUUUGGAAGGAGUGAGCGCUGGGAGCAGGCUCUGGAUCUGCUCAGCAAUCCUUGCUCCGUAACCAUGGCAGCUCAGGGUGACUCACACUGCCACAGGCCUGAGCCCAACUUAGCAGGAGGAAUUUUUUCCCCUCCUCUGUCACCAGCUCAGAGUUUCUCUCCACAGUUGCAUAACUCAGCUGUCGCUUGUGUUCCUCUGGUUCUGCCUUGGGGACAAGCCCUGCUGUCAGCUGGAGCGUCCCUGGAAGGUCUCCAUUGGAGGUUGUUCCCCAGGCAGGGAAUGAAGCUGAUCCAUGGAUUUGUGAUCAUGCAGCACAAGAAACCAGAGCAGAAAGUCCCCACGGCCAGGAGAUGUCCUCAUGGGUCUGAUCCCAAGUCUCUUGGAGCACAGAGUUCCCACAAAUCCCUAAAAUUUAUAACAAAGCACUCAGGUAUCCAGCUGUAUCAACUGUGGCCAAAAAAAAACCCUUCUUGUUGUUCCAUGGAUGAGGGAAUCGUCUUACAACUGGAGUUCUGCAGGAAAAGGGAAUUUGCCAGCCCUAGAUCCACCACUGUGGCUCAGUGGUGACGAAAACCCUGGAAUUCCAGCAGAUGGAGUCUGAGCAGAACGAGGAAGACAGAAAAUCUUGGAAGCCAGAUAAGUAAAGAGGAAGGAAAAAAUACCCCGUAAAAAGCAGGAAAUUCGGGAGAGUUUCAGUUCUCGGAGAGCAGCAAAGAUGCAUCCUCCCUAUUUUGUGGGGGAAUUUGGAGCUUGUCUUCUUGCAACUGUGAGUGUUUGAGAGAUCCCUGUUAUUUUGAUGUGUUUAGUGCUUUGGCACUUGAAAGCUUUCACAGGAUGGAAAGGGUUUCAAGGAUCAUCCCAUUCCACCCCCUGCCAUGGGCAGGGACCUUUGCACUGUCCCAGGGUGCUCCAAGCCCCGUUAAGCUUGGCCUGGGACACUUCCAGGGAUCCAGGAGCAGCCACAGCUCCAUCCCAGAGCCUCCCCACCCUCACAGGGAAGAAUUUCUUUGCUCUCCUCACGUGGAUAUUCUUUUGAAUGUGUUCUGGGCCAGGGCAGAGCACGAAACAGAGUCCAGCACAAAACUCCUCUUUUCCAGCUGCUCUCAGGGCUGAGAAACCCUGGAUAACAUCAGAUAAUGCUCCCACAGGGCCACUUGCCAGGAAAACAGCGAUCCCAAAAGGUAACUGCGACCUGAUUAAAGGGUAUUCAUCUCCCCAGAGGCACAAUGGCAGCCGGAGAACGACGUUAACCCCGUGAGAUAACAUCGGGGUGAGGCUCCAUGGAGGCCUCAUUCACACCCUGCUGCACAGGUGAGCCCUUCAGUUCUCAUCCUAAACAGCCAGGAAAAAAUGAAACUGAACAAAACCCCCGUGCUCUGAGAAAUGAGAGAACGAAGAGCUUGUAAAAUCGCACAGGGACGUGCUCUGAGGGAAAGGAGUCAAAGGCAAAACUGCUAAAAAAUAAAAAAAGCCCAACCCCCCUUCGAAAAAAAAAAGAAAAAAAAAAGAAAACAACAACAACAACAACAACAUU